Molecule: messenger RNA, 2563 nt
Organism: Fundulus heteroclitus (mummichog)
Lineage: Eukaryota; Metazoa; Chordata; Actinopteri; Cyprinodontiformes; Fundulidae
Gene: gnb2
Product: guanine nucleotide binding protein (G protein), beta polypeptide 2
Exons: 10
Coding region: 587-1609 (340 amino acids)
Biological process (GO): G protein-coupled receptor signaling pathway
Cellular component (GO): heterotrimeric G-protein complex; cytoplasm
Molecular function (GO): protein binding; signaling receptor complex adaptor activity
Source: RefSeq, a predicted model, not a curated record
GAGGCAGCUGCCCUGGCAGAGUGUCGGAAGAGGGAGGGAGGAGGCAAGCAGAGGGAGGAAGGAAACGGGGAUAACGUCACGAAGACGCGGAGUAAAACGGGCUGAGCAGCGCUUAAUGGACGAUCCUUGAUGCGGGCCGGAGGAAGGAAAAACUGGGGCCAGCUCUUUUGAUUUAUUUUCCCCCUUACAUCAGACGAGGAUAACAAAAAAACAACAACAAUGUUUUUCCCAACCUUCCGAACGUGAAAAGGUGCGCCGCCGUCGGGAGAAGGAGGGGGCCCAGAAGAAACAGCAGCAGCAGCAGAUUUGAUCCUUUUUAUUCCUACAUUUUUUUUUUUUACCCCCCCUCCUCCGGAGCUCCACCAAACCGGAGAAAUGGAAAUGUGUGGAGCCCUCCUCCGUUCGCCCGUCCACUGAUCGUGACACACGGAACUUUUGAAGGAGGAUCGGCCCCCGAACGGCGUCUUUAAUGCGUGAAAAAGACACGCAUUUCAACCCUCCACGGCUUUUCGGAGACGUCGCUCUGAGUGCUUUCUGAAGCCCCCUUCGGGAGAAUUAACAGGUUAAAGCUAGGACAACUUCCAAAAUGAGUGAGCUGGAGCAGCUUCGUCAGGAGGCCGAGCAGCUGAGGAACCAAAUACGAGAUGCCAGGAAAGCUUGUGGCGAUUCAACACUCACCCAGAUGGCUGCUGGUUUGGAUCCCGUCGGCCGUAUCCAGAUGCGGACAAGGCGUACCCUCCGCGGCCACCUCGCCAAGAUCUAUGCCAUGCACUGGGGUUCAGACUCAAGGCUUCUGGUCAGUGCCUCUCAGGAUGGGAAACUGAUCGUCUGGGACAGCCACACCACUAACAAGAUACACGCCAUCCCCCUGCGCUCCUCCUGGGUGAUGACCUGCGCGUACGCCCCCUCUGGGAACUACGUGGCCUGCGGCGGCUUGGACAACAUCUGCUCCAUCUACUGCUUAAAAACACGCGAAGGCAACGUGAGGGUCAGCAGAGAGCUACCCGGCCACACAGGUUACCUUUCGUGUUGCCGUUUCAUUGAUGACAAUCAAAUCAUCACAAGUUCAGGAGACACCACCUGCGCACUGUGGGACAUCGAGACGAGUCAGCAGACCACGGUUUUCUCGGGCCACACCGGCGACGUCAUGAGUCUGUCGCUGUCGCCCGACCUCCGUACCUUUAUCUCAGGAGCCUGCGACGCUUCAGCGAAACUGUGGGACAUCAGGGACAGCAUGUGCAGACAGACCUUCACGGGCCACGAGUCGGACAUCAACGCCAGCUGUUUCUUUCCCAACGGAAGCGCUUUCGCCACAGGCUCCGACGACGCCACCUGCAGGCUGUUUGACCUGCGCGCGGACCAGGAGCUCAGCGUCUACUGCCACGACAACAUCAUCUGUGGAAUCACCUCCGUGGCGUUCUCCCGCUCCGGCCGCUUGCUCCUGGCCGGCUACGACGACUUCAACUGCAACAUUUGGGACGCCAUGAAGGGAGACCGAGCAGGAGUCCUGGCAGGCCAUGACAAUCGCGUGAGCUGUCUGGGUGUGACGGACGACGGCAUGGCGGCGUGCACCGGGUCCUGGGACAGCUUCCUCAAGAUCUGGAACUGAGCCACGCACGCCAAGAGGAAACACGAGCACGUCUAGCAUCCCCGCACACACACACACAGCUCCUGUAUUGGGACAGUUUGCCCCCCCCCCCCCCCCCCCCCCUUCCUCCUCCCCUGAUACUGUAUUUAAGAUUUAACAGCCAAACUGCAACAUUUUACUGUACAUAUUAUAAACAACGUAGGUGCGAGUUUACCCACACAGAUACACACACAUAUCCUGACCCACAAUGCUUUGAAUACAACAAAAAAAAAAAAACAAUCUAAUCUGAACACAUGCCUAUAUUACUCACUGCAGACUUAAGUGCAAAUCUGUUUAUAUCAAAUGUGACCAAAUACAGCUGAAACUUCAGCUGCUCGAAUAAUAAUAAAAAAAAAAAACACACAACAAAAAACAAACACAAGAAUCACUGUUACCUAAAGCCUUUUAAACACAUCGAACACACUUAAAUUCACCGACAUUUCACUCGAGAGACACCGCUCCUCCAGACAAAGUGCUGGGAGAAGCUUCCCGGCGAAACGAUUCUGCCUUUGUUCACGGCGUAGGUCAGCACACGUUUCAUAUUCUUUGCCGUUUCCGUGUCAGUAUCGUACGACUUCAGCAACGACGGUGUGAGGGACGAAUCACACCAGUGCAUAAACGCUUCACUGACAUGCUGUUCGGGUCAUGUUUUAUAGAUAUGUACGCCCCCACAUACUAGUUUUUAGUUGAACUUUGCUCCUCUUUUUUUAUGUGUUUUAUUCAUGUUCUCCCCGUGUGCCUCAGAUACACUGAAAAUUAGCUAAUUAAUAAUCAGGUAACUCCAAAUGAUCUUGGACGGCGGCGGGAUAAAUUACAGCAUACAGGAACACGUCUACGGCGGCAGAAGCCAGCGUUCAUUUUGACUGUCAUUGAUUAUUUGGAAAUUACCGUGGCAUAAAUGUACAUAAUACUAAUAAAUAAUAGCCUCGCCUGACA